GCAUUCAUAUAUAUUGUUGCCAACAACACCUGUAAUCGUGGCACAAUCAUUGAGUUAUCAUAUUUAAACAGCGCAAAACGCAAAAAAAAAGGCAACAAAAAACGGCAUCAGUUAUUUGCACUGUGACUUCGGAAAGCCUUAACAAUUUCUUGUUGCGGCAUUAUUUGGAGUGUACUGGCAACCCUAAUCUUGAAUUGGGCAAUAAUGACCUUGCACUGACAUUGCCGCACAGCUGUGGGUCAAGUCGCAUUCGCACAAACGAAAAUUAUCCAGAAGUUUGCUGGAAACCAUUUGGCAAGCAUUACAAAAAUGGCCUUCAAUAAAUUGAGCAUCGAGAAUCUGGAUUUGGAGGGCAAACGCGUCCUGAUGCGCGUUGACUUCAAUGUGCCCAUCAAGGAGGGCAAGAUUACGAGCAAUCAGCGCAUUGUUGCCGCCGUGGACAGCAUCAAGUUGGCGCUGUCGAAGAAGGCCAAGUCAGUGGUGCUUAUGUCCCAUCUGGGUCGUCCCGAUGGCAACAAGAAUCUCAAGUAUACGCUGGCCCCCGUCGCCGAGGAGCUGACCAAGUUGCUCGGCAAACAAGUGACAUUCCUGAACGAUUGCAUCGGUAGUGAGGUAGAGGCUGCUUGCAAGGAUCCAGCAGCUGGUUCUGUUAUUUUGCUGGAGAAUGUGCGCUUCUAUUUGGAGGAAGAAGGCAAGGGUGUUGAUGGCAGCGGCGCUAAGGUGAAGGCCGAUCCCGCUAAGGUCAAAGAGUUCCGCAGCAGCCUGGCCAAACUAGGCGAUGUCUAUGUGAACGAUGCCUUUGGCACGGCGCAUCGCGCCCACAGCUCUAUGAUGGGUGAUGGCUAUGAGAAGCGUGCCGCCGGCUUGCUGCUCAACAAGGAGCUGAAAUAUUUCUCUCAGGCUCUGGACAAGCCACCAAAUCCCUUCCUGGCCAUUCUGGGCGGCGCCAAGGUCGCCGAUAAGAUUCAGUUGAUCGAGAACUUGCUGGAUAAGGUCAAUGAGAUGAUCAUUGGUGGCGGCAUGGCCUUCACCUUCCUCAAGGUGCUCAACAAUAUGAAGAUCGGUGGCUCGCUGUUCGAUGAGGAGGGAUCCAAAAUCGUUCAGAAGCUGGUGGACAAGGCCAAGAAAAACAAUGUGCAGCUGCAUUUGCCGGUUGAUUUCGUUUGUGGCGACAAGUUCGCGGAAAAUGCCACCGUCAGCGAGGCGAGCGUCGAGAGCGGCAUUCCCGACGGUCACAUGGGUCUCGAUGUGGGUCCCAAAUCACGCGCACUCUUCGCCGCGCCAAUUGCGCGUGCCAAGCUUAUUGUGUGGAAUGGACCACCCGGCGUUUUUGAGUUUCCCAACUUUGCCAAUGGCACCAAGUCAAUUAUGGAUGGUGUUGUGGCUGCCACUAAGAAUGGCACCGUUUCCAUCAUUGGCGGUGGCGAUACUGCCUCGUGCUGCGCCAAGUGGAACACCGAGGCGCUCGUCUCGCACGUCUCCACCGGCGGCGGUGCUUCACUGGAGCUGCUCGAGGGCAAGACACUGCCUGGCGUCGCUGCCUUAUCCAAUGCCUAAGUGACAUCCGAUUUAAUCCCCAAUAAUAACCACUCAAAAACAUCUCUCUGAAAUAACUAAUCGUUAAACGUGUCGCUGCUGCGCCUCGACACGUCGUUUACCUUGUAAGCCCCCAAAGUUCAAUAAUAAAGUGAAUUCUAAGUUAAA
Molecule: messenger RNA, 1704 nt
Organism: Drosophila grimshawi
Lineage: Eukaryota; Metazoa; Arthropoda; Insecta; Diptera; Drosophilidae
Gene: Pgk
Product: phosphoglycerate kinase
Exons: 4
Coding region: 310-1557 (415 amino acids)
Biological process (GO): gluconeogenesis; glycolytic process
Cellular component (GO): cytosol
Molecular function (GO): ATP binding; phosphoglycerate kinase activity; ADP binding
Source: RefSeq, a predicted model, not a curated record